Molecule: messenger RNA, 4633 nt
Organism: Xyrichtys novacula (pearly razorfish)
Lineage: Eukaryota; Metazoa; Chordata; Actinopteri; Labriformes; Labridae
Source: the annotation of a GenBank genome assembly
AGUCUGUGCAUGUGAACUACUGUUAGACAGACUCUGCAGUACCUGUGACUUUGCUCUGUGCAGCUGUCAUGGCUUCUCUAAACAGAGACUUGUUUGCUAUUCGCACGCUCGCUGUCUUCAGCCUGAUUUCUGCGAGUCUUGCGGCUUCUUUGGAUUGUAAAGAUGUGCUCCGGCCUAUGGAUAAACUCAACCCUCGUGACUGGGAAGGCAUGUGGGCAAUGGUUGCAGACAGUAUAAGGGUCAUUCAGUCUCCAGAGCCUGAGCGCCUAAGCAACAGCACAGUCCUGUACUUCUACAACUCCACUUUCACCAAAGCCAACCUCGACUUAACCUGCUCUUAUUUCUCCAACAAUGUCACAUUCGAAGGCCCCGACUACAAGUUUGAUGUCAAUGGGGUGGUGAAGUUCAGCGGGACCAUCUUCUACUCGUCAUGUCCAGACUGUUUGGUGCUGAGCUUCAUUGUGGACUCGCCCCACUAUAAAUCACAGGAGCUGUGCCUGUUCAGCAAGAGGAGGAGUGUGGAGGAGACGGAGCUGCAGGAGUUCAUGGCUCAGGUGAAGUGUAUGGACAUGCCUGAGGCUUCUGUGAUGAAUCCAAAUGAGGAGCUUUGUCCGUACACUCAAGCGCAAGACAACUGAAUCAACGGCUCUUAAGACUUUGUGGCAUGAUAUCUGUGAACAGAAUGAAAUGACUGUCACUACAUUGACCUUGAUUGUCCUUAUCGAUGUAAAAGUCAAAACCCAUGUUUUAAGAGCUUCAGGAAACUAAAUCUGAAUACUGACGAUGGAAAAGUCAAUCAGAGUCUUUUUGAAUAAAUAAAAACUUUGGUAAUCAUCCUGCUGUCUCUAUAUUGUUGUUGUUGUUCAUUUAAAUGUGUAUGUGUGCGGGGUGGGUGGAGCGAGAGCUGUAUGUAAAUAAAGAGUUGCACUUUGACGGGUCAACAGUGAGGGUGUGUAGCAGAGCAAUGAGAACACUGAUGACCACAGGAGACAUAAGCAUGCAGAAUUAACCUUCUCCUAUACAUUUGUUAGAGAUAAGUUUUCAGUAGAAAUUGGAUCUCGCCUGUCGCUUGCAUGUUGCACACUGAAAAAAAACUGUCAUCAUUUUUACCUUGUAUUUUUAAGACUCAGUAAGAACUUGAGUUUCCGAACCUUCCUCCUUUGUUAGCUUUUAUUACGCAACCACCAUGUUAAGGGUCGGUUUUGACCUGCGUCUUAAAUCAGCUGUAAAUUAUGCUAAAUCAAUUCUCUAUCAUCCAGUUUGGUUCUCAUCUCUAGGUUUCCUUGUUAGGCUUCAUUAUCCAUCAAAAUAUUGCUUAUAAUAGUUUUUGCGGUGGUCCUCUGGGCCUUUCUUUAUCGGUAUACCCCUUAUACAGACAUCCAAACUGAAUUGAUGACACAUGUCUGAACAUGUCUGAAGUUUUUUGUGCAGGGAAAAAUCUGACUGUCAGUGUGGUGCCUGACGGUUCACUUAUGAUUUCAGUUUUUGCUCUAAUUAUUAGAUAUUGAUCUGACUGGGUCAACAGCGACCCUAACACGACAAGAGCCACAAUCUUAAUAAGAGCAUUUUAUAAUUUAGUCAAUGAUUUAGUAAUGAUCAUAAAUGUUCUCUGCACCCGGUCGUCGACUUGUCAGGGCUCAUCCCAAAAACAAGCGGCUGCUGGAGGAGAGUGGGUGAGUUACGGUUUGUAACUAUAACUUAAUUUUACGCCGGAAUAUCCCUUUAAGUCAUAAUUUGAUGGUUUAAUUUUUGUAAAAAUAAACAAGUUUCACUUUUUCACAGUGAUACAGACAAGAAACAAAUUUAUAUUUAGCAAAGCACUGUAUACACUCUACACACCAUUAAAAUAUGAAAUAUUUCGCUGACGUCAUUAUCUAAGUUCUCCAUAAUAUGACUCAUCAUUAAGACGGGCACUCAGUAGCUAGUCAACAGAUAGUAGCAUUUUUAAGUUGGCAACGGCUGAAGCUUCAUGAAUAUUUUUCAGGAGUCCACAUUCACUGAGCUGGUCCAGUCCAAUGCUGCUGAUGUUGCAAAAACCAUGCGGGGGGAGUAGUAAACAUGAACCUUCCAGUAAAUUCUUCCUUCCUGAGUUACGGUAAAGUUGCGUUAAUAAUUAAAUGAAUGUUUUAUCAGUAUUGUGAAACCACAGGGUCAAAACCUGAUCAGUCUGUGCAUGUGAACUACUGUUAGACAGACUCUGCAGUACCUCUGACUUUGCUCUGUGCAGCUGUCAUGGCAUCUCUAAAAAGAGACUUGUUUGCUAGUCGUACGCUCGCUGUCUUCAGCCUGAUUUCUGCGAGUCUUGCGGCUCCUUUGGAUUGUAAAGAUGCACUUCGGCCUAUGUUCAUGUAAAUGUGUAUUUGUGCAGGGUGGGUGGAGCGAGAGCUUUAUGGAAAUAAUAAAGAGUUGCACUUUGACAGGUCAACAGUGAGGGUGUGUAGCAGAGCAAUGAGAACACUGAUGACCACAUCUUCACAACUGUUAUGUUUUAUGGAAAGUAAAAUUUGAUCGAUACUGGCAAGUCAGUGUUACUUGAUAUUGCAGCAUUAAAUUUGACUUAAAUCAUUUACAAUAUAUUUUUGAAGUAAUUUUCUCAGUAAAUCUUAUGAGUUAGUUAUUAGCACUUAAAAAGACUUUGGUCAUCUAUAUGUGGCUUUUAGUGGGAGAAGUGAUGAGAGAUGAUGAAUUUCCUGACUCAACAAGUGAACAUAGCCACUUGGAAUAGCUUUAUACAUUGUUAAAAGUGUGCCAAACAUAUUUGUCGUAGUUCCUAAAUGCAGAUUUUUUUUUACCCAAACAAAAAAAUGCUAACCCCUCCCAUUAGUCAGCACUUUCUUUGACUGAAAUUGCUCAAAUAAGGUCCUUUUUUUAACAUGAAUUUUAUGUAACUGACUAUAAAGUAGGGUGACCAUAUUCUGAAUCCCUAAAAAGAGGACACUACUACGCAGGGCGGGUUUUUAGGGUCGGGUCAAAUGUUUUUUUACACACUUCUAACUCAGUUAAACACAUAUUCUGAAUUCCCAAAAAGACACUAAACCAGGCCUCUUGGAGAUACUGAAAAUUACUCACACAAAGUUGCGUUUAUAAACAAUAUAUUCAUUUAUCUAAAGCAUUUCUCCUCAACCAAAUUAUCAGUCACAUACAAAUACUCCCCUCGGACAGGUCGUACAACCCCCUAUAGGGCACAUGUCUUGGUAAGAGAGGGCGUGUGGUCACCUCAUGUGAACCUUCCAAUUGAGCACCGAUAAGAGAAAAAACAGUAAACAUUUCACAAUUAAAGACCAUCAUCAGAUGUUUUUUUGGGGGGAGGUUUUGGUAACGGGAAUCUGUGGCGUGAGUGUGUGUGUGUGUGUGUGUGUGUGUGUGUGUGUGUGUGUGUGUGUGGGCGGUGGGGUUGACUGAGUUUUAAAAAAGAUAACUCACUUCAACAGCAGCAAAACAAAGAUACAUAUAAUGCAUCGAAGAUUUGACACUGUUAAUUUUUAUGAACUUAUUCUUAACUGUUAACUUUAUAAACACGUACCAUUAAUUCUUCACUGCAACAGUAAUAUUGAAUACGCCAUGAAAUUGCCAAGUGUAUGGAAGUAAAUCUGUGCCAUUUGAUUUUAAAUUUGAAUUUCUAAAUUCAGUGUAAAAAAAUCAGUCUCUCAAGAGAUUUGUUGAAUAAAACUUCAACUUACAAACAACUGUGUAAAAAAAUGUUUCAACAUGGUUUUAAAUGGUGGAUGGUUUUAAAAUGCACAUGUCCUCUUACUGAACGCUGAUUGCUGUGUUUUGCAUACUGUAACUGUUUUGUGUUUCUGCGUGUUUUUUUUUUUUUAUUUUUUUUUUUAUGUGGAACUUCUUGUGCUGCUAUCCUGGCCAGGACUCCCUUGUGAAAGAGAUUCUGAAUCUAAAUGGGGUUAUUUCCUGGUUAAAUAAAGGUUACUAACUAACUAAAAUUCAAAGUCUGAUUUUGAUGCAAAAAAAUUCUGCUUUAGAAAUUCAAAUUCAAAAUAAGAUGGCACAGAUUUACUUCCAUAAAAGUGUUUCACAUAUCAGGUUUCCAGACAAAAUAAACUUUUUACCCUUUUAUUGCAGUAAGAGUGCUUCAUGUGUGAUGUUGGCAAAAAUAAGUUAGUGUUCAACUUUACAGAAGACAAGAAUGGCCUUGAAUUUUUCUUUUUUUUUUUAACGCACUGUUAUCUCGUGAUAUAGACUUUUUAUCUCAAAUAUAACAAAAACAGCAUUUUAGCCAACCUGAAAUGGUAACUUUUACAAACGGCCUACAUCAUGGGUUAUUACUGAAACGCCACAGCCACUAUUGUCAACAGCAAGCCGCGGGUUUUAAUGAAAACACUGAUAUCACGCACCACUUUGCACACGCACAUUACACUUUAAACGUGGGAACAAUUAACUCCCAUAUUCAAAUCUGACAAGAAAACAAUCUUUGUUGUGUUGUUCAGUUUGUUGCAUAAAAAGAAAGAACAACACAUGGCCGUUCUCGUCUUUUGUACCAUUAGUUUGCAGUCCACAACAUUUAUUUGACUGUUGUAGUUUGAUGUCACAUUUCAGCUUAAGAUCGAUGAAAAGAAGAACAUGCCUGCUGAUAAAAUGAUUCACUCUGUUAAAGAGGAAUAGGGGCGUUUUUGUU